AAAGUUAUUUACCUCAAAAUCCUCUGCCAAAAAUCUGAUGCUGCUUUUGCUCAAAUACAGCGCUCGAAGAUUCUUCUGUCCACCAGAACUGAAGGGCAAGAAAUUCAAAGUGUACUUAGGCCACUCGAGCCACUUUAAUCUGUUAGGGAAACAUAUUGGCUCGCCACAAUGGUAUAAAUUUCUGGUUAUAAACAAUCGAAGCCUUUUCAUGUUUCCAAAGACUCCUGAGCUCAAGCACACCUCCUCUGGUGCACUCAGAUCCAGUUUUAUGCAUUGUAUCUUGCUUGUUCCCUGAAUAACAUACGCCCAAGUAAGAAACCUGUCUAAAUUUCGCGUAGAACACGAAUAAUAAUAAUAAAAAGAUAAAAUUCACGUAGAACUUCAAGCGGCGGCUCAAAAGCUCCUCCAGAAGAUGAGUCAGCCGAGUCAGGAGCGAGGUAGGAGAGGGCGAGGAAAGGGAAGACAAGAGGAAGCCCAGGUUUUCACACUGGAUGAGUGGGAAAAGAGGAAGGCAGCUGUAAAGCCUGAAGCCCAGGUUUUCACACUGGAGGAGUGGGAAAAGAGGAAGGCAGCUGUAAAGCCUUCAAUGAAGGGAGUCAGGAGCGAGGUAGGAGAGGGCGAGGAAAGGGAAGACAAGAGGAAGCCCAGGUUUUCACACUGGAUGAGUGGGAAAAGAGGAAGGCAGCUGUAAAGCCUGAAGCCCAGGUUUUCACACUGGAGGAGUGGGAAAAGAGGAAGGCAGCUGUAAAGCCUGAAGCCCAGGUUUUCACUUCCUGAUAGAAGCGCCGAUGAGGAUCUCGUGUGGCGGCUUCAAAACCAAUUUGAUUUGGAAGAUGCCCAUUAUGUGCAGGGAAGCCCUGACGAGACAGAAGCAGAGAGAAUCAGGAGGAGCAUGUUCAGUUAUGAAAAGGAGAAUGACAAUGCCCAGGGGCUCGGUGGCGGUCGUAGAGGCAGGGGAAGAGAAGAGGAAGAUUCUGAUGACAUAGGCCCCCCUCUUGCACUUUCAUUUUUGUUUUGUAAAGUCGUGCUGUUUGGUAUUCCGUGACACUUGGACUUGUUUUCUGAUCAAAUUUUUAUCCUAAACUAUGAUUGAACAUGAUCCUUGCCUUUUUUUGUAAGCGACUUGUGCCAGCUGAUGGUUAUCCGAUUGCCUAUCAGAGAAGUCAGAAAAGAGGAAGAAUUUUGUCAGGAAAAAUAUGCCAAUCGUUCUCCUACUCUUCCUCCUCAUGUAAUAAUAGUUGAUCGCUGCUUCCGUUUCUUUUGGCUAAUCGGCUGAGAUUGAGUAGACAUAAGGGUAAUGACCCGUCCAGACUAGCUGUACGGUAUGAAAUUGCUGUACGGUAGAUUCUUCAGCAAAACUAAUAUAUUAGAUGGUAAUAGUUUUCUUUCUUUUUUUUUGGACAAAAAAAUGAACACAGUAAUUAAUGAACAUUUAUGCCGACCAAUUUCCUUUCCCAUUUUUUUCUAUUAAGUCAUGCAUCUCCACCUUACCCAGUUCAAAAUUUAUGAGAGACUUAUCCACGAGAACUCGCAUUCCACUUUCUACAUGGAGACGACAGCAACUGAGUAUGGUCGGUCUUGACUUCCUUGAUGGCAUAAUAGUUAGAUGAACUGCACAGCUUUGUAAAACACUCCGAGAAACUUCAAAGAACUCUUCGAAUUGAUUGCAUUCAUACGGUACCAGCUUUAGGCCAAGACAGCUAUGUGGAAUAUAAAGCAGCCAUAGAUGGGCCAACUUCGAAGCAGGGAAACUUUCCGCGAGAGAGCAGAAGCCCACAUAUCGCUUCCCCUUCAGAAAACAGAGGGGGAGAGAGAGAGAGAGAGAGAGAGAGAGAGAGAGAGAGAGAGAGAGAGGGAGAAGGAUGGAAGAGAAAAGGAAAUGAAGAAGGGGAAAACGAAGAACAGAGCAUAUUGAGAGACGAGAAAGGGUCGGAAGAGGGAGACGAGAGUAGGAGAGCGCCUGAAGGAUAUGGGUUAAGCUUAGGUAGGUAAGUUGAUUUCGCUUCCUUUAGUUUAUUUUAUUUAUUUGAUUGAAUUCUUCCCUGUGUGAAGCUGGAAUAACGGUUCAGCUGAAUUAUGGAAUGAAGUGAGAGGAAGGAUAGGAAUUGUCGAACCUUGCGAGGAAUUAGCUCAGUGUGAAGAUACCGAAAAGACACUAACUGUGAAGCUUAGCUCUGGGGAGAAAUCUUGAUUAAUAGCUGAAUAGAAAAUUAUUCCGGGUCUACCUAAACUGAACAAUUUGAUUGAUGGACCUACCAGAUCAGAAAAUUUCAGAAAUUUCACGUGAGAAAUUUCCAAAAUCUCAGGGCGGGCCAUGACUACAAUUAUGCUGGCAAUCGAUACGGGCAACUUCUUCUUGGCGGCCUCAUCUACCGAAAAGGGACAUCCUCUUCCUCCUCAAGACUGAACUCCAACGACGGCUGCCUUUUUGUCUUGUGAACCUCUUUAGCUGCAGUGAUCUGCGCCUGUGGGUCUCCGAAAAUGAAAAGGAGAGAGAGAGAGAGAUCUGCCUUUUCUCCGGAGCUUUGUCGAAGUGCUAAGCCUCGCGCGGAACCACCUCCGGAGCAAAACGCUCCCGUCUUAGAUGAUGUUAUCCCAUCUGAGAAAGAACAGCCCGCGGUUGACUGCCGACUUAGAUAUGACGUCGUCCUCAACACCUUCAUAGAUGAGUCUGGCCUCGAGGGAGGUGAUUGGAUCGCGCCCUCACUACUGGAAGCCAUAGAGAGAUCGAUGAUCACAAAUGUAGUCCUUUUGUCUAUGAGGGCUGGUUCGGCGUAUGCCGGGAAACCACCUCCGGAGCAAAGCGCUCCCGUCUUAGAUGAUAAUGUCUCAUCUGAGGAAGAGCAGCCCGCGGCCGAGUCAACCAGCAGGCGCGGAGCCUUUGAUCGCAUUCCCUUUCCACGUUGUAUGCGUCACCCGAAACCACCUCCAGAGCAAAGACGGGAGAGAGAAGAGCUUGCGUACUUGAUGUCAUUGGCUCUGAUGAAGGAUGGUAUGUCAAUGUCUAAGAUGCGGGCAGAACCACCUCCGGAGCAAAGCGCUCCCGUCUUAGAUGAUGAUGUUGCCCCAUCUGAGAAAGAACAGCCCGCGGCUGCCUUUGAUCACAUUGCCUCCGAGACUCCUCCCCCCACCAGAACCGACCGCCGAUUUGACGUCUUCUUGAGCUUCAGAGGAGAGGACACCCGCAGCAGCUUCACCAACCACCUCAAUGACGCCCUGCACCGAGCAGGAGUCCGCAACACCUUCAUAGAUGAGUCUGGCCUCGAGGGAGGUGAUGAGAUCGCGCCCUCACUACUGGAAGCCAUAGAGAGAUCGAUGAUCACAAUUGUAGUCCUUUCGCCGAACUAUGCAUCCUCGAGCUGGUGCUUGGAUGAGCUUAUCAAGAUCCUCGAGUGCAGGGAAUCAUUAGGACAGACAGUACUGCCGGUUUUUUACAAAGUGGACCCAUCUGAUGUCCGUAGGCAGUCAGGGAAGUAUGGAGAGGCGUUGGCCGUUCACGAGCACAAGUCAGGGCGAGAGAAGGUGAAGCGUUGGACGGAAGCUCUCACCAAGGUUGCCUCCCUCUCGGGCUACCACUUGCUCGCCAAUCAACGCGAGACUGAUUUCAUUCAGACCAUAGUCAAAAGGGUGAUGCGGGAGCUAAAUCGCAAGCCUCUUCAUGUCCCUGACAACUUGAUCGGGAUGGAACAUCAUAAUAGAGUUCUCUAUUCCCUACUGGACAUUGAGUCAGAUGAUGUUCGAAUGCUAGGAAUAUGCGGAAUGGGGGGAAUAGGGAAGACUACUAUUACAAAAGCCAUUUGCAAUGCUAUUUCUGAUCGUUUCGAACAAAACAUCUUUCUAGCAAAGGUUCGUGAAUGUGACCUGCUUCAACUUCAAGAGAAGCUUCUUUCCCAGAUGAUGGCAGAUGUUGACUUGAAGCUCGGGAAUGUUGAUCGAGGUAUCAACCUGAUAAAGAAUAGCCUUUGCAAUAGAAAAACUCUCAUCAUGAUUGACGACGUGAACCGCUUGGAUCAAUUGGAAACACUAGCAGGAGGACGUGAUUGGUUUGGUCACGGGAGCAGGGUCAUCAUAACCACAAGAGACGAGCAUUUGUUAGUCGCUCACGGAGUGGAUGAAAUAUACAGAGUUCAACCAUUGGUUGAUCACGAUGCUCGUCAGCUUUUCUCUUUAACUGCCUUUGGAACUAUCACUCCAGAAGCAAAAUAUGAGCAGCUCUCAUAUAAGGUAGUAGAUUACACGAAAGGACUCCCCUUAGCUAUUAAAGUUUUGGGUUCCUUUCUCCGCGGUCGAAGCUUGUCUGAAUGGAGAUGUGCAUUAGAAAAGUUGAAAAGAGUUCCCAAUGGGGAAAUCUUUAGCGUGCUAAAGAUAAGUUUCGAUAGCUUGGAUGAUUACGAGAGGGCCAUUUUUCUUGAUAUCGCUUGUUUCUUUGAGGGAGAGCAUGUUGACCACGUCAAAGAGAUAUUGCAGUGCUGCAAACUCUACCCCGAAAUUGGGCUGCAAGUUCUUGCGGAGAAGUCUCUUGUAACUUUCGAAGAUAAUAAGGUGAAGAUGCAUGGCAUGAUAGAAGACAUGGGUAAGGAAAUUGUUAGACAAGAGGCGCCCCAAGAGCCGGGUGAGAGGAGCAGGCUUUGGUUCCAUGAGGACGUCCUUCAUGUACUAACCGAAGACACGGGAACUAACAAGAUCGAAGGCAUAAAGCUAGAUUUGGUUGCACCUGAAGAGGUUAACUUCAGUUCCGGAGUGUUCACAAACAUGAAAAGACUCAGACUUUUCAUAGCCCAUAAUGCAUAUCAUUCGGGUGAUUCGAUAUGUUUCCCCCGUGGAUUAAGGUGGCUCGAGUGGCCUGAAUACAGUUCAUCAUCCCUGCCACUAAAUUCCGGUUGGAAGGAGCUAGUGGCUCUGUACAUGCCCAAAAGUGGCAUCAACAUUCUGGGAGAAGAAUUCCGGCUUUUCCGGAAUCUGAGGUUCAUCAACUUCAAUGGCUGUAAACUGUUAACCAGUAUCCCAGACUUAUCUUCGAUGCAUAGUCUUGAGCAUUUGGAUCUUGGAGAGUGCAAGAGUUUACAAGAGGUUCAUCAGUCUCUGGGUCAUCUCCCUAAGGUUUCCCAUCUGAAUUUUCUGAACUGCUGUAGUCUCCGGGAGUUCCCGAGCAGCCUCAAGUCAAAGUUCCUUCAAAGCCUGAUUCUCAAAGGCUGUUCGAAACUUUCGAAAUUUCCCGAUAUUCUGGAGGAGGUCGGGGGCGUAAAAGAACUUUCUCUGGACGAGACUGCGAUUGAUGAACUGCCUCCUUCUUUGGGGAAUCUUAUUGGUCUGCAGGAACUGUACCUAAGGAAUUGCAAGAGACUCAAGAACAUCCCCAGCAGCAUUUAUAAGUUGAAACAACUUGAACGUGUUGUUUUUUGUGGUUGCUCGGAACUAGAAAAGUUUCCCGGAUAUCAAGAGGAAGGUAUUGAUUCCUCAGUUAUCUCCAGGGUGUCGGCAUUUCCGAAUUUGAUUUUCUUGGAUUUCCAAAGCUGCAGCUUAUCAGAGGUUAAUUUCCUGGAGGAUCUGCAUUGCCAGUCCACAUUGAUCUAUUUAAACCUAUCCGGAAACAAAUUCACCAGCCUCCCUGCCGGCAUGAGCAAAUUCACUAAGUUACAACAGCUUAGCUUGACGAGUUGUAAGGACCUUCAAGAAAUCAUAGAGCUUCCAAAGAACAUAACUCAUUUAUUUGCUGAAGGCUGUGAAUCUCUAUGCAUUUUCCCGUCAUUGUCCAGCAUUUUAGAAUUUCAUCCUGAUGUGUCCCCUUAGCUUCGUCGUAUGGACUUCUCGGGCUGUCACAAACUACUUCGGAAUCCUCACAGGACGCAGAUGCUUUCAAUUGAGGGACUGCUUGGCAACACUCGGGUGGACAUUUUGCAUCCUGGAAGUGAAGUCCCAAACUGGUUUCAACAUCGUAGCACGGAAAAGGUAGUUAGCUUCAUGGAACCAGUAGAUUCUUACCUGAACAUAGCGGGGUUGGCCUUCUAUGCUGUUGUAGGAGGACCUCUGGAAUCCCAACGGCAAGCAUGUGUUUCGUGUGAGGUCCAAGUUUUUGUGAACAAGCAGAGAGCCUAUGGUGUCAUGGAGCAAUUCCCUUUGCUGGCGUCAGACAACAUGUGGCUGCAUUACGUUCCUCAGCGUAAAAUGUGGGGAUUGGAUAAAUCUGCACAGAAUGAAUUUGGCCGAUUUGUGGUGUUAUUUGCUGCUUCUGCAGGUGCAGUGAAAUGCAGCGGAGUCCAUGUGGUGUACCACCGAGAGAAAUAAUCCAUAGAUGGAGAAUGAACAACAGCAUUGUUCCUUGAGACCUAAAUGGGCCUUCUGAGUGUACUAACGAUUUGGACCGACAGACCAGAGAAAGAAUUCUUAAUAUGUGAUAUGCACAUUCUCUCUUGUAAACAACCUUGAUCAAAAGUUGGCUGAUUGCUGCAAUUAAUAGGAGAGCCUGCAAGUUAGCUUGCAAGGUAUUGUUUUCACGAUUAGUACCUCACUCA
Molecule: messenger RNA, 6512 nt
Organism: Punica granatum (pomegranate)
Lineage: Eukaryota; Viridiplantae; Streptophyta; Magnoliopsida; Myrtales; Lythraceae
Source: RefSeq, a predicted model, not a curated record